Messenger RNA from Triplophysa dalaica, 1017 nucleotides. It is a transcript of the gene ifi30a, whose product is annotated as IFI30 lysosomal thiol reductase a. Gene Ontology annotation, molecular function: oxidoreductase activity, acting on a sulfur group of donors, disulfide as acceptor. The record is from RefSeq and is a predicted model, not a curated record. The transcript has 7 exons. Gene Ontology annotation, cellular component: lysosome. Lineage: Eukaryota; Metazoa; Chordata; Actinopteri; Cypriniformes; Nemacheilidae. Bases 85 to 840 code for a protein of 251 amino acids.
UUUCCGUAGGACGGCUACGAUUUAAGAUGAGGGAAACGCGCACAUUUCCAUUGAGAGAGUAGGUGAAGCAUUAGAAGAGAAGUCAUGUUUAUGUUCAACGUGUUUGUGCUGUUUUUUGCAGUCUUUAGUCAGUCUCAGGGUAGAUUUGUAUUGCCAUGCAAAUACCCGCAGUCACAAUGGUGCGAAUCGCGUGAGAUUGCAGCGGAGUGCGGGGUCCUGGAACAAUGCGGGAAGUUUAACAUGACAAAGGCUAGUGCUAACUCGGUGAAUGUUAGCCUUUACUACGAGUCCCUGUGUCCUGGAUGCAGACAGUUUCUUGUGACACAGCUCAUGCCAACUUUUCUUUUGUUGCAAGAUAUUAUGACUAUUGAACUGGUUCCAUAUGGGAAUGCACAGGAAAAACCCGACCACACAUUCGUAUGUCAACAUGGAGAGGGUGAAUGCCUGGGUAACAUGAUUGAAACCUGCUUGUUAAAUACAUAUGGCCUGGAUGCUGUUCUAAUUAUUUUCUGCAUGGAGUCUGCAGCAGAUGUUCUGCAAGCCGCCCAGCCUUGUCUUGGUAUCUAUAAGCCUGAAGUAAAAUGGGACACACUUAUGGAGUGUGUGAAGGGAGAUCAGGGCAAAAAGUUUAUGCACGAAAAUGCAGUGAAAACAAGUGCUCUGAAACCUCCUCACGAAUAUGUGCCUUGGAUCACCAUUAACGGAGAGCACACUGAAGAUCUUCAGAAUAAAGCUAUGUCUUCUCUCUUCGCUCUUGUGUGCAGUUUGUACAAGGGUGAAAACGCAGCUCCUUGCACUCUUGGGAUGGGAAGGAAAACCAGCAGUUACUGCAUGAACUAAAUCAGUCGAUAAAUGCGAUAAAAGCACUACCCAGAAUGCAACCGCUGUAUGAAACGUUUAUGAAUUCUGUCAUGUACUAUUUUUAUGGUCGGCUAAGAAACUACAGGUGGCUACAUGAACAUAGUUUUGUACGAUCAACCUUUUUGUAUCAAUAAACACAUUUUACUGCAACAUUUA